Molecule: messenger RNA, 2736 nt
Organism: Megalobrama amblycephala (Wuchang bream)
Lineage: Eukaryota; Metazoa; Chordata; Actinopteri; Cypriniformes; Xenocyprididae
Product: prolyl 4-hydroxylase subunit alpha-1-like
Exons: 13
Coding region: 905-2299 (464 amino acids)
Biological process (GO): peptidyl-proline hydroxylation to 4-hydroxy-L-proline
Cellular component (GO): endoplasmic reticulum
Molecular function (GO): procollagen-proline 4-dioxygenase activity; iron ion binding; protein binding
Source: RefSeq, a predicted model, not a curated record
AUUUAUUUGUGCUGUUGCUUGUAGUUUCAUUAUUCUCAUGUUCUUUAUUUUUAUUUGACUUGUCCUUUAUUACCUGAACAUAUCACAUACCUAACCGUACUGAAACCGUUACCUUAAAACCGUGAUAAAAACCGAACAGUGAGUAAUUUGAACUAGAUUGGUUACACAAUUAGCCUAUUUGUUUCUAUAGUGGCUCAUUUGUUAAUUGAUUAGCCACACCUGUUUCCUGUUUUCUCCCUCAUUUGCCCUGUGUAUUAUAACUCUCAGUCAGUUUACGUUGUAGUGGCUUUUCUUGUAUAUAUUAUGUUGGUUUGCUGCAUUGUGUUUGUUGUUACAUUGCUAAGACUUUGCGCUCUUGUUUUUAAUUUGCUGAUAAUUAAAAUAAAAUAAAAUAAAAACUCACUGCUAAACAUGAUGCUUAAUUUAAACUUAUGAUUGCUCAUUUGGAAAUUGUAGCAAAAAAUAAAAGAGUGUUCACUUAUCUUAGACGUUGAUUUCAGAUGCUUUCUGAAACUGGCUGCAGUGUAGACUGCUAAGCAAACACUACCAGUAUUUUUUGAAUUUUGAGCCGCGGCUCAUUGGCAGCUGAUGUAACAGCAACCAAUCAGCUGCGCUAUGUAGAUAACGAUAUGAUAGUGUUGCCAAAUUGGGCUACUCUAACACUGUUGCCGCGGUUUGAAGCAAACCCAAAUAACAUGAUAUUUAGCCCCUGGAAUGCGAAUUUUACCAGGGGAACCCCGCCAAAACCGCGGAUUUUACCCACAGGAACGCGAUUUUUACCGGGUGACCCCCAUGAAACGUGAUUGGGCUAGCAAUUUUGAGUAGCAAAUGGGCGUGUUUUGUUGUCCAAACCUGGCAACCUUCCAAAUUGCGUUAAGGAUCUAUCAGCCUUCGCCAUCUUUUCAUGACAGAACUUGAUCAAAUUGCACAGCUAUAUGGGAAGACGAAAGAGCUUCUGAAGGUCUUCAGUCAGUGCAAUGAUGCUGAGAAUGUAGAGACAAUAAAGAGUGUUCUUCCAAAUCUUCUGUUUUCAUACUCUGACACUGAGAACCCUGAGGAAGCCAUGAGAAACCCUGUGGCCGCUUACAGACUCCUCAGACAAAUGAGAAAUGAUUUGAUAUAUAUUGUAAAUCAGCCGGAUCUUUAUCAGUGUAAAAAGUAUCAGAAUGAGUCGGACACAAAACUCCUAGAGAUCCCACAGCUGGAGGACUUGGAUGGUGCAGCUUCAGGACUGAUCAGACUGCAAGAGAUCUACAAACUCCACCCAGAAGACAUCACAAAGGAAACGUCUCUAAAUGCAGAUGAAGCCUACAAUGUAGGGUUGGUCGCUUACGAUGAGGAAAAAUUCCAGCAUGCCUUUCUGUGGUUUCUGUACAGUCUGGACAGAUUAACAGAAUACGCGACCACUACUGAGGAAGAGUUGCUCCGUUACCUUAGUUCCUCAGUCUAUCAUUUUGGCAGCCUGUCUGUGGCAAUCUACUUCAGCCAAGAGCUUCUAAAUCUGGAUCCAAGUAAUGAUGAAGCCAGAGCUCAGCUGAACAGACUCCUUCACUUACAGAGCAACCCUGACAUAUUCACACUGAACACAGAGUCAAGUAACUAUGAGACACUGUGCAGAGGAGAGGUUGACGAGAGAAUCUCUGAGAGGCAGAGGGCGCUGUCCUGUAGGUACAGCACAGGUGGAGGAAACCCCAGACUGAUGUACGCACCAGUGAAAGAGGAAGUGGAGUGGGACGAGCCUCAAAUCAUCAGAUACCAUGACAUUAUAUCAGACAGAGAGAUAGAAUUCCUGAAGAAUAUCUCCAGACCUCAACUUUCUAGGUCCGAGAUUUAUGUGUCUGGAAACAACAAACUCUCAAAACUGCGUGUUUCUCAAAGUGUUUUUCUAGGCGAAAGCCCUGAGGAAGCUCGUGUCAGUCAGAAGAUUGCAGAUGCUACAGGACUCUCCAUGGAAUCGGCUGAAACACUGCUUGUUCAGAAUUAUGGGAUUGGUGGUGCAUUUGAACAGCAUAUUGAUGCAUUGGAGACCGUGAAUGACAGGAUUGCUACAUGCCUAAUUUAUAUGAAUGAUGUGGAGAUAGGGGGCGCCACUGUAUUCCCAAAAUUUGGUGUUGCAGUGCAGCCGAAAAAGGGUUCAGCCGUGUUUUGGUACAAUCUCCUCAGAAAUGGUGAAGUGAAUUGGAAUACGGAGCAUGCUGGAUGCCCUGUGUUAGUGGGCAACAAAUGGGUGGCUAACAAAUGGAUCCAUGAGAUUGGACAGGAAUUCAGGAGGCCCUGUUCUUUGUCAGACUGGGAGUGAAAGACUCUACAGGGCCUGAAAUCAAUAUAUUUGUAUCUGUACUAUAUAUAUUUUAACAUGACUACAGAGAAAGUUGUACUCUAUCUGUACAUGUUGUAUUAAUUAUGUAUCAUUCAUGUAGGCAGGAUCUGUUACAGAUUUGUCGUAUUCGUUGUCACUUUCACUUCCUCCGAUCACAGCUGAGUUUAUUUCAUAGCUUGCCCUUCUCCCGAUGCAGUUGAGCCAAUAUAUCUGAUCACAAAUUCUACCUUGUGUGAUAUUUCCGCCUACACUGGUCAAUAGCUCUAACGUGCACUGCAGGAAGGUACUGUGCUUUUCUGUCUGCCAAAGCUCAGUAAGGGUAUAGGGUUAGGAUUAGUUUUUCAAUGUGUUACAAUGAAUAUUUAGAGUCUGCCUGGGUCAAAUCUUUCAUACAAAAUAAACUUGAGAAUGCAGAA